UUUUCCUUAAAAAAGAAAACGAAACGACAAAGGUUAGCGGUUUCCAGCACUUGAAACGCUCUGGUGUUCUCUCGUCUUGUCUUCUCUGCUUUCCAUCUCUCGCUGAUCUAAACUUCCUGCCUGUAUACAUUAACGGUCACUUUUUGCCAUUAAAAUAAAAAUAAAUACACUUCAGUCUACUUUACUACACACACCCACUUCUCCUCUCCAACUUCCAUAAACGGCUACAUUUCGUUCUCUCUCUAAAUUCUAAAGCCUUCAAAAAUUUUACUUCUUCACUCCCAAUUUUUAUUCUCUCACCUUUUCUUCUUCCAACUAAUGGCGGAAGGCUUCGAUCAUCGUCUGCUGAUUAUAGUCCCUCUCCUACUCGCCACCCACUGGCUCCCACUCUCCGCCGCCUCGAUCAAGGCUCAGAACGGCGUCGUUUCCAUGGAGCUCUGGUGCGUGGCCAAGAAUAACGCCGAGGACUCGGCCCUGCAAUCGGCUCUGGACUGGGCCUGUGGGCCUGGAGGCGCCGACUGUAGCCCAAUCCAGCAAGGCGGUCCCUGCUAUGACGUCUCUGAUGUACAGACCAUGGCCUCCUUCGCUUUCAACAAUUAUUAUCUCAAAAACGGCAUGACCGACGAUGCUUGCAACUUUGACAGCACCGCCGCCCUCACUUCCUUAAACCCCAGUCAUGAUAAAUGCAAAUUCCCAUCCAGCUUGGCGGUGAGCAAUGGAAGCCGAGCUAGUCCAUCAACAGCGGUGGGGUUGGGGCCUAGUGAAGACAUGAGUGGCUGCGACCCCGUGGCUCUGCAUUGGUUUUGGCCUCUUUUGGUAGGCAGUCUUUUGUUUUUUUGCACCACUUACUACUCAUAGCUUGAGAUUGAUCUUGUUAAGCCAAAUAUUAGUUAGCAUAAGAGAAAAGCAAAGGCUUUUCAUAUUCUAGGGUCCUCCUAUUGAGGCAUGUUUUGUCUUUUAAGUUUAGGUUUAGUUUUGAUCUUGGGAUACUUCCCCUACUUCUGGUAUCUGUUUCAACUUUGUAGAACUUAGUUGACAUUAUGAUUAUUAAUCUAAAGGUAUUCAUAUUUGUCCUCAGAGGAGAGCUAAGAAACUCUCUUUCAGACUCUUAA
Molecule: messenger RNA, 1112 nt
Organism: Humulus lupulus (European hop)
Lineage: Eukaryota; Viridiplantae; Streptophyta; Magnoliopsida; Rosales; Cannabaceae
Product: PLASMODESMATA CALLOSE-BINDING PROTEIN 5-like
Exons: 3
Coding region: 319-858 (179 amino acids)
Source: RefSeq, a predicted model, not a curated record